Molecule: messenger RNA, 5514 nt
Organism: Lagopus muta (rock ptarmigan)
Lineage: Eukaryota; Metazoa; Chordata; Aves; Galliformes; Phasianidae
Gene: PPFIA4
Product: PTPRF interacting protein alpha 4
Exons: 31
Coding region: 652-4347 (1231 amino acids)
Biological process (GO): synapse organization
Cellular component (GO): presynaptic active zone
Molecular function (GO): protein binding
Source: RefSeq, a predicted model, not a curated record
CGGCGACGCAGGGGCGGGGCGGGCGGCGGGAGGCAGCGGCGGCGGCGGCGGCUUCCAGCGACUUCGGCGCUCGGUCACCAACUUGUGUUUAAACUCCAAAUAAAGACACGUUUCUGCACCAGCUGGGACCGUCUCAACUCACCUUAAGGGGAGCAACUCUUCUUCAUCUGACUUCUCAACAUGCCCAGGCAGCCCACGUAUCCUCCAGAGCCGCCCUGUGCUGCUGCCAGCUCAAGCUCACCGCUGGGCCGUGUCCCCAAGGGUCACUUCAUUCCCCUCUGAGCAUCCCUGUGGCUCACAAAUGCUCCGACCCCUUCAAAAGGCAUCAGAGCAGCAGCAGAAAAGGCUUCAAGUGCACUGACGGCAUCACGCAGCAGAUCAGAGGGAUUUAAGACUGUGAGGACCUUGUGGGUGCCAAGGCCGUCCCUACGUCCCUGCUCAAGCAAUGCUGGCUUCUGCUUAGCCCUCGGUGGGCACCCAAGAAGGGAUGGGGCACCCCCCCACCUUCAGCAUCGCGUUACCCUCUUCAGUGCCGGCUUCCCUGGCAUGUGAGAGCCCAUAGCAAUGUGAUCGGGGCCCCACAGCUCGACAGCCCCCACCAGCACCCCAGCGGGCACCUCCAGCACCCUCAGCUGCCUGUCACUUCCCACCAUGAUGUGUGAGGUGAUGCCCACCAUCAGCGAGGGGGACCCUCUGGGCCCCCCGCAGGGCUCCGAGGCUGAUGCCGACUUCGAGCAGCUGAUGGUGAACAUGCUGGACGAGAGGGACAAGCUGCUGGACACCCUGCGGGAGACCCGUGAGACGCUCUCUGUCACUCAGAGCCGCUUGCAGGAGGCUCUGCGGGAGCGUGACCAGCUCCAGAGGCAGCUCAAUUCGGCCCUUCCUCAGGAGUUUGCGACGCUGACGCGGGAGCUCAGUGCAUGUCGGGAGCAGCUCCUGGAGAGGGAAGAGGAGAUCUCAGAGCUGAAAGCUGAGCGCAAUAACACCCGGCUCUUGCUGGAGCACCUGGAGUGCCUGGUGUCGAGGCAUGAGCGGUCCCUGAGGAUGACCGUGGUGAAGCGCCAGGCUCAGUCACCAUCUGGGGUUUCCAGUGAGGUCGAGGUGCUCAAGGCACUCAAGUCACUCUUUGAGCAUCACAAGGCACUGGAUGAAAAGGUCAGAGAGCGCUUGCGAGCAUCCUUAGAGCGAGUGGCAACCUUAGAGGAGCAGCUCGUGGAUGCCCAUCGGCAGGUGGCAGCUCUGCAGCAAGGUGCCACUCGGGAGGCCCCAGCAACUGAGAGGGAUGAGAGAGAGCCCAAGGAGCCAGCGCAGAAGCUUCCCUGGAAGAGGCUCUCCAAUGGCUCUGUCCACCCGGAUGACGAGGCAGGGAGAGUGGUGGAGCUACAGGAGCUCCUGGAGAAGCAGAAUUUCGAAGUGGUCCAGGCCAAGGAGCACAUCUCUGCAUUGGCUGCCAGUGUUGCUGAGCUGGAGGAGGAUCUGGGCACUGCCAGGAAGGAUCUGAUCAAAUCCGAAGAGAUGAGCAGCAAAUACCAGAGGGACCUCCGAGAGGCUCUGGCUCAGAAGGAGGACAUGGAGGAGAGGAUCACCACACUGGAGAAACGCUACCUGGCAGCCCAGCGAGAAGCCACCUCCAUCCAUGACCUCAACGACAAGCUGGAAAGCGAGCUGGCCAACAAGGAGUCCCUGCACCGCCAGUGCGAGGAGAAAGCCCGGCACCUGCAGGAGCUGCUGGAGCUGGCGGAACAGAAACUGCAGCAGACAAUGAGGAAAGCAGAGACGCUGCCUGAGGUGGAAGCAGAGCUGGCCCAGCGCAUCGCUGCACUCACCAAGGCAAAAGAGAGGCAUGGGAGCAUCGAGGAGCACCUGCGGCAGCUGGAGAGCCAGCUGGAGGAGAAGAACCAGGAGCUGGCCAGGGCUCGUCAAAGGGAGAAGAUGAACGAGGAGCACAACAAGCGGCUCUCAGACACUGUGGAUCGGCUGCUGAGCGAAUCCAACGAGCGGCUGCAGCUGCACCUCAAGGAGAGGAUGGCAGCCUUGGAGGAAAAGAACACAUUGUUACAAGAGCUGGAAAAUACCCAAAAGCAGAUAGAGGAACACCAGCACGACAAGAGGAGGUUGUCAGAUGAGAUCGACAAACUGCGGCUGGAGGUUGAUCAGCUCAAGACCAGAAGUGGGACGUUUGUGGAGAGCGUGCAUACAAGGUCCCACAUGGGCAGUGCCACAGACCUGCGCUUCCCUCUGGGUGCUGUGGUCCAUGCCCCUGCUGAGCCCUUUGGAGCAGCCCCAGCCCUUCCUCGGACCCAGAAGGGCCGAUUCGCCACCCGGAGAGAGGAGCCAGCAAAGGACUGGGAGCAGACCCAGGCAGGCAGCGUUUUGGCCACAGGGCCUCACGCCUUUGACAGCGAUCCUGAGAUCUCUGAUGUGGAUGAAGAUGACCGCGAGACGCUCUUCAGCUCCAUGGAUGUGCUCUCCCCUGGUGGGCACUCGGAUGCCCAGACCUUGGCCAUGAUGCUCCAGGAGCAGCUGGAUGCCAUCAACGAGGAGAUCAGGAUGAUCCAAGAGGAGAAGGAAUCCACCGAGCUCCGUGCAGAGGAGCUGGAGACCCGUGUGACCAGCGGCAGCAUGGAAGGCCUCAACCUCACCCAGCUCUGCAAAAGAGCCUCCAUCCCCACCUCGCUGACAGCCCUGUCCUUGGCCAGCUCAUCCCCACCUCUCAGCGGCCGCUCCACCCCUAAGCUGACAUCCCGCAGUGCUGCUCAGGACCUGGACCGCAUGGGGAUCAUGACGCUGCCCAGCGACUUGAGGAAGCACCGGAGGAAACUGCUAUCACCUGCAGCUCGGGAUGAAAGCCGAGAGGAUAAAACCACCAUCAAAUGCGAGACUUCUCCCCCAUCCUCCCCCAGGACGUUGCGGCUGGAAAAGCUGGGCCACCCUGCACUGAGUCAGGAGGAUGGGAAGAGCUCGCUGGACGAACAGGCCAGUAACCCCAGCAGCAACAGCAGCCAGGACUCCUUGCACAAGGGCUCCAAGAGGAAGGGGAUCAAAUCCUCCAUCGGGCGUUUGUUCGGGAAAAAAGAGAAGGGCCGCUUGAUUCAGCUGAGCAGAGAAGGAGCCACAGGGCAGGUGCUGCUGACCGACACAGAAGUGGGCAUUCAGGACCCUCUGGGACUCGGCAAGCUGGGUGCUCAGGCUGAAAAAGAUCGGCGCCUGCGGAAGAAGCAUGAACUUCUGGAAGAAGCUCGGAGGAAGGGAUUGCCUUUUGCUCACUGGGAUGGCCCCACUGUUGUGUCCUGGCUGGAGCUCUGGGUGGGGAUGCCAGCCUGGUACGUUGCUGCUUGCCGAGCCAACGUGAAGAGUGGAGCCAUCAUGUCAGCAUUGUCUGACACUGAGAUCCAGAGGGAGAUCGGCAUCAGCAAUGCGCUGCAUCGCCUGAAGCUGCGCCUGGCCAUCCAGGAGAUGGUUUCACUCACGAGCCCAUCAGCACCACCCACCUCACGGACGUCCUCUGGAAAUGUCUGGGUGACCCACGAGGAGAUGGAGAACAUGGCGACGUCUACCAAGACGGACACAGAGGAAGGCAGCUGGGCACAGACACUGGCCUAUGGGGACAUGAACCAUGAGUGGAUUGGGAAUGAGUGGCUGCCCAGCCUGGGCCUCCCACAGUAUCGCAGCUACUUCAUGGAGUGUCUUGUUGAUGCACGGAUGCUGGACCACCUCACCAAGAAAGACCUCAGAGUGCAUUUGAAGAUGGUGGACAGUUUCCACCGCACCAGCCUACAGUAUGGCAUUAUGUGCCUGAAGAGGCUCAACUACGACCGCAAAGAGCUUGAGAGGAGGCGAGAAGAGACUCAGCACGAAAUCAAAGAUGUGUUGGUGUGGACCAAUGACCAGGUCAUUCACUGGAUCCAGUCCAUCGGGCUCCGCGAGUACGCAAACAACCUUGUUGAGAGCGGGGUGCAUGGAGCACUCCUGGCCCUUGACGAAAACUUUGACCACAACAGUCUGGCUCUCGUGUUGCAAAUCCCCACGCAGAACACACAGGCUCGACAAGUGUUGGAAAGGGAGUUCAACAAUCUGCUUGCAUUGGGCACAGAUCGGAGGCUGGAUGAUGGUGAUGACAAAACCUUCCGUCGGACCCCGUCCUGGAGAAAGCGCUUCCGCCCGCGGGACGUUCACAGCAUCAACAUGCUCAGUGGCUCAGCUGAGACGCUGCCCGCCGGCUUCCGCGUCACCAGCCUGGUGCCACUGCCACCUCCAUCCGCCCCUGCCAAGAAAAUGCCCCCAGAAGUUGGUGCCUCUGGGUCACCACGGCUGGAGACCUCCACGGUCCGGACGUACUCGUGCUGAGGAUCAGUGUGAUGGGAGCCAGCCCGGCCCUGGCACAUCCCCACUAUCCAUCCGGCCAAGUGCCAGCUGCCUUUCAGGACAAGGCCAGAGCUCAGCCUGUGCCUGUUUCUCAGCCCGAACCAACAGAUGUCGCAGUGCUACUGCCAUGGACUGAAAAGGCUGCUCUCCCUUCUGCUUGUGCGCCCCACUGCUGUCCCUGGCUCCCUGUGCCUCCCGCCUGUGGCUGUUCUGCCCACCCCACCUCGCACCAGCCAGGCUCUGGAUGUGCUCACCAGGUGCCUGUUUCAUCCCUGGUGGAAGUGCAGCUCAUCAGAGAAGCGGAGAUGCCCCAGAAGUGGGCUGCAAUAUUUGGAAACCUUUCUCCUGCCUGGUUCAUGUUGCCAAUAUGCCAUAGACUGUCACACCAGCUCACCGGAGCCCCGGGCAUCACGAGGAGGGUUCAGGCUCAGCUCUGCGUGAAAAUCCUGACGUCGGGGGAGAUGGCCAAGGAGCUGCCCUGGGUGGGACAGCGGGGCUGAAGCCAGUGCCAGGAUGGACGCUGCACAGGGCAGAGUGGGAAGGGGCUGCUGUGGGUGCAAGCAGCAUUCUGGGGUGGUGGUUGGGGCAUUUUGGGCUGUGCUGUGCCCCAAAGUGGGGAAGGGUUGGACUGCCUCAGUCUGGCUUACUGCUGGCCUGGAUGCUGUCAGGCCUGACCUUGGGGAGCAGGGGAACACAGCAGGGGCACCCAGCACCCUGGGACGACCCGUCCCUUCCCUCCAGGUGCAGAGGAGAUGCUCUCCCCUCCUGCCUCCAGGCUACAGGCAGGGGUGAUCCAGGAGGCUCUCAGCCCUUCCCAUUUCUCCCCCGUAGGGUAGGAUCUCUUCAUCUCCUCAUGCCACGUUUGCCUUGUGUGGCCCCUAUUUCUGAUGUGAUAUUUAUUGAUGGCUGGAAUGACCUAUACUUAUCAUGUGCUGUCUGGAAGUGCAAUAUCUGAGAGGCUAUACAGUCACAAUGUCUUUUUGGUGUAUUAUUUGCCUAAUACAGUAUUAAAUAUUUUUUUAAUUUGAAGAGUCGGUGAACCCUUUCUACCAAUGCCCUACUUCUUUCGUCAUAUUAUUGGUACUGCAUGGACUCCAAACCCUGGAUCGGGUCAGGAAAGGAUGUAUGUGUGUUCCAAUAAACAGGAUU